AUGCCAUGCUCUGGCAGACCGAGCCGGUUUCUCGUAGGAGCCGGGCUGGAGCUCACGCGGCUCGUCCCGCUCGCGCUUUUCCACGCGCGGCGCGCGCUGCUGUGCCGCACGCAGCCGGAUCUGCACGACGCGUGGCAGCCGGGCGAGCCGGAUUACGUCAGCUUACUCCCCGGGGAUCUCCUAGUCGCGACGCUCGCGCUCUGCUACGCGGUGAUUUCGCCGCUUAUUCUCCCGUUCGCCGGCGCGUACUUUCUAACUCAGUGGCUCGUUAUGAAGAACCAGCUCGUGCAGGUGUACGUUAACGAGUUCGAGAGCCGCGGGAGGAUCUUUCCGCACGCGUUGGCGCGCGUUCUCGCGGCGCUCGUGCUGUCGCAGCUCACGCUGAUUGGCUACUUCGGCGUGAAGCAGUUCCGCGCGACGCCCGCGCUCAUCCCGCUGCUGUUCAUCUCCGUGAUUCACGCUGUCUACAUGCACCGCCGCUUUCACCCGUCCUUCGCGCGGCCGUCGCUGCAGCAGGCGAGUCGCGCCGGCGCGCCGCCGGUGCCGCCUCCCCCGGAAGAGGAUAAGAUCAGGGAGGCGUAUCUACCGGAGGAGAUGCGGCGCGUGCAGAAGCAGAGGGAGUGGGAGGAGGAGGUGUGUCGUGUGCUGCCGGGGGAGCCUGUCAUGGAGCGAGGGAGAUUGCCACGUGGCAAGGAGGGAUUCGGCAAGGACGAGGAAGAUCUUAGCUGA
This is a messenger RNA of Closterium sp. Yama58-4, 729 nucleotides long. NCBI's taxonomy places the organism in Eukaryota, Viridiplantae, Streptophyta, Zygnematophyceae, Desmidiales, Closteriaceae. The record is from the annotation of a GenBank genome assembly.